AUGAAAAAAUUUAUGAGUGCAAUGUUGCUAGUCCAUUCGUUUGGAAAAAUAAGUAAUUUUGAUAACGUGAUAAUUGAUUCAUACAAAGGAUGUCAUAUGUAAAUAAGCAAAUCAUAUCAGAAAGAGCAAUUUAAAUUAAUACAUAAAUAAUCCAAAAUUGUUUAAAUAGCAUCUAAUCGACUUUAUAGAAAAGAGCAAAUCUAAUAAUAACACAGCAAUUUGGAUUGACCUUUAAAAGGACUAAUUGCGUUUGGCUCCUGUAUAAAAUACAUAUCCAAUAGACUUUAAUUGAAUAAGGAUUUAAGAUGCACAGAGUAUCUGAGAAUAUUUUGCAAUUUUCAAAAUGGCUGCCAGAUUGUCAAAGCAGAUUGCCUGAUUAAUCAACCCAUUAUGUUGGGGUCGGCGGAAUAGUCGUAAAGGGUGAUAGCAUAUUACUUGUUCAAGAAAAGAAUGGGUAAAGAAAGGGUGCUUGGGGAACUCCAGGGGGACUGGUGGAUCAGAAGGAAUCAAUAAUUUAGGCAGUGUUAAGAGAAGUAAAAGAGGAAACUAAUUUAGAUGUAUGAAUUAAUAUAUAUAUAAUAUUAGUGUAAAGUGGAGGAUGUAUUGUAUUUUAGAGAGAUGCAUGAUGCAAGAUAUGGAAAAACUGACUUAUAUUUUGCAUUUAGAUUAAGAUGUUUAGAUGAUUAAUAGAUAAAGAUAUGUGAUUAGGAGCUGAUGGAUUAUAGAUGGGUGCCCAUUAACGGGAUAUUAGAUGUAAUAGUUUGUUUAUGAUCUUUUAGUUCAUGAAGAAGGAGAAUCAGAAACCACAUGUGAUAAACUUCUAUAAAUCGGUUUAGGAGAGACUUACAGGAGAUGAAUGCAAAUAUAUGAAUAUAGAAGAGAGGAAGGAAAUGUAUUAUGGUUAAAUGAAAUAUUAUGUUAUUUUCAAACCCAGAUUUUGAAUUUUUA
This is a messenger RNA of Paramecium octaurelia, 948 nucleotides long. The record is from the annotation of a GenBank genome assembly. Lineage: Eukaryota; Ciliophora; Oligohymenophorea; Peniculida; Parameciidae.